UAAUAUGUUGCCGAAUAAUUAUCAUAAUUACCUGUAAAAUUUACCCACACCUAUAUACUUGCAAGCUAAAUAAAAUUUAUAUUAAAACAAUUAAGAAUAGUAAUGACCACUAUUUUUGUCAGGUUUACUUCAAAUUGAAAUUCAAACUUAAUCAUACUAUCAACCGAAAUUGUCGCAAGUGAUUGCCUUUAUGCAGAUACAUACAACGCAUACAACUAUAUACUAAAAACUCGUCUUGUACGUAACCAUCUGGUUACUUUGACGAAGUACUGGAGGAUUACGUUGUCCUGCAUACAAUUCUAAAAUGUCAGAAAAAAGCCACUUAAAAAAAUCAAAUGAGAGAUUUCUGUGUUUAUGGUUAAAAAAAAGUAGUUUCAUUUUCUCUCCUGUGUUCACUCCUUUCCAUUUGAUCUCUGAGCGUAAGAUCAGCUCAGAGAUCUCCUCUUGAUGAAUUUCUCUUACAUAUGCUCCUCACACAUAUGGCUGGAAAAACAUGGAUUGUCAAGUGGGAGCAAAAAAGAACACCAUCGAGGGAGCAAAAAGCGUUCAGAAGUCAUCUACAUCUUCAUCAGCUCACUGUUCAAAUCUCAAAGGCUCUCUGAAUCUUGAGCAGAUCGGACGUGUUUCUCAUGCCAUAUCCCGAGAGACUCAUUUAAGCGGGAAAUGUGAACAGUGAUCGGGAUCUAGAAUUUGUCUUGUUUUAUUGUUCAAUUGAGAUCUGUGAUUCUGUCGUGUUGGUUUUUAAUAAGUGAACUUGAGAGGAUGUUUUUGGACAUUUUAAGAGAGAAGGAUCAGAUUGUGAAGGAUCUUCCGUCUUUUGAUAUGGAUUCCGGAUGGAAUAUUCCAAGCACACAAAUCACAGUCUUAACUCCCACUUCACCUAGGAAUCAAUCCACAUUCUUCAUUCCACCUCCAUUCCAACCCUUCUCCACAUCAACAUCACCUUUGCAAAACUGCAAAAUCUCACCUGUGGUCAGUGAAUUUGUUCCCGAACCCACCACCUUGACAACCGAUUUUGUUUCAUUGGCUGAUACCCCAUGUUCCAUAAUCAACUCGGCUGAUCUUCUGAAGAAAUCUAACUUUGUAGGAAAUUGCACCAAAAAUGACAUGAUCUUCAAAUUUGAACCUGAGGACAUUGCUAAAUACAAUCAGAGUCUCAGCUCAGAAGCUGAAGCAAUAUCUCCUAGAAAUGAUUUUGACUACUACAACUACGAUGAGAUCAACUGCCAGUCUAAGAAUCAGUCUCCUUGUUCAUCUCCAAUUAUUGAUCCAUGGAUUGGUUUUGGUGAUGUAGGAAUCGAUCGUUUGCCGCCAAUCGAGACCAUAGUCAAAAACCAAUAUCGCCAGGAUCCACCAAUGUCUCUCCGCAUCGAUGACUAUUUCGACACUACCUUCUUGGAUCAAUAUCCCUCACCUCAACAAACAGAUUCCUACAGCUAUCCUGCUGAGAAUUUCAACACAAUCUCAGAUCCGGAAAAGCUUAAAAGGACGUAUAAGGACAUAUGGAAUGAGGUUCAGAAAGAAGCUCCCAAGGAAAUGCUGCUGAAGGAUAUUGACCUUGAAGAAAAAUGUCAGGAGAAUGAGAUACUUGAGUGUCGCUGGAUUGACUGCAAUCAGCAAUUUGCGGAUCAAUGUACACUGGUGUCUCACAUUGAAAAGCGGCACGUGGAACUACGACGUGGUGAAGAGUUUUCUUGCUUUUGGAUAGGAUGUCCCAGGCGUUUCAAGCCCUUUAAUGCACGCUACAAACUGCUCAUUCACAUGCGCGUCCACAGUGGCGAAAAACCAAAUAAGUGUCCGUUCUCUGGGUGUAAUAAGGCAUUCUCGCGACUGGAAAACUUAAAAAUUCACCAGAGAUCACACACCGGAGAGAAACCCUACAACUGCCAGUUUCAGGGAUGCCACAAAGCAUUCAGCAAUAGUUCCGAUAGGGCAAAACAUCAAAGAACCCACUAUGAUACGAAACCGUAUGCUUGCCAAUUGGAGGGAUGCAGCAAACGCUACACUGAUCCCUCCAGUCUCCGAAAGCAUGUAAAAAAUCAUUCGCUGCGUGAUUAUGUUCCAAUGAAACGAAAAUCUCAGAAAGGUUCUGUAAAACCUGCCACAAAAACACGGAGAAGACACUCAGAAUCUUCUCUGUAUGUCGUGGAGCCAGAAACUUCCUCCGCCCUUACUGUCCAGGAUGAUAACUUUGUUUUUGAGGAUGUCUUCAAUGAUAUAAUAGAGGAAAAAGAAGUGCCAUCAACGAUGAAUUUCAAUGAACUCUCAAGCUGCAUUUCAAAAAUUCAGACUGAAAAUGAUGCCAGAUCUCAAGAUGUUGUGAAAAUUUUGGAGGAUGUGGCCUACGAUGAGGAAUUUAUAUCAUUUGAGUAUGUCCAAAAACUUCUUGGUGAUCCAAUUAAUUACGAUCUGCCGAAUCAAGGAAAUUCUUCAAUAGCUUUAGACUAUUUUACUGAAAUAAUAUAAAAAAUCUUAUAUUAAGAUCCGUUCUAUCGUUAAAAUAAGGAACUACUUGGGGCCAGCAUUUGGGGGCUCUAGAGUCUAGAAACCUCAAUUGUGCAAUUAUUCCAAAGAAAAAAUUGCAACUAUUAACAAACAUUUUAGUAAUUUAAGAACAAAAAUUAAAAGACAAUUUUAAGUGAUAGAAAAUCUGUUGUAUCAUUAUAGUUUAGUGCCUAAUUUGCAUGUUGUUGUUUAAUGUAGAUGAUAGAGAGAGAAUAAAAUACAUAAAAUUCCAAA
Molecule: messenger RNA, 2739 nt
Organism: Phlebotomus papatasi
Lineage: Eukaryota; Metazoa; Arthropoda; Insecta; Diptera; Psychodidae
Product: protein snail
Exons: 3
Coding region: 763-2466 (567 amino acids)
Biological process (GO): regulation of transcription by RNA polymerase II
Cellular component (GO): nucleus
Molecular function (GO): DNA-binding transcription factor activity, RNA polymerase II-specific; RNA polymerase II cis-regulatory region sequence-specific DNA binding
Source: RefSeq, a predicted model, not a curated record